AUGUACCAAAUGCAAAGUAUAAUGAAUGCUCUUCGUUCUACAAAGCAAGCAUAUCAUUGGUUUGAAAACCAACAGACAAAAGAACUUUUAGAAGAAUUUCCUCAUAUGAUUGCUUCCCUCGGAAAACCGAGAGAAGAGAUUCCGUACGAAAAUCGCAAGAAUUUGGCUCCUGGUUUGAAAGGUUAUUAUGUUCAUAGACUUUUAGUAAAUGCUGUAGCAAUGUGGGCUUCACCUCGUUAUGCUUGU
Molecule: messenger RNA, 246 nt
Organism: Trichomonas vaginalis G3
Lineage: Eukaryota; Parabasalia; Trichomonadida; Trichomonadidae
Product: KilA, N-terminal/APSES-type HTH, DNA-binding family
Exons: 1
Source: RefSeq, a predicted model, not a curated record